Molecule: messenger RNA, 1935 nt
Organism: Stegastes partitus (bicolor damselfish)
Lineage: Eukaryota; Metazoa; Chordata; Actinopteri; Pomacentridae
Gene: pdap1a
Product: pdgfa associated protein 1a
Exons: 6
Coding region: 158-643 (161 amino acids)
Source: RefSeq, a predicted model, not a curated record
AGGCGUCUGCCGAUGUUCGUGCUUUCAGCAGCGGGAGAGACGAAGUAGUUUCUAGCCUUUUCUUCCAGGACUUUAAAUCUCCGGCUUUACCCGUGAGCUGUCUUAUUAUUCCGCGACAUUGUAGUGGACUUUGUCUGUAUAAACCUCACUUUUAAUAAUGCCUCGUGGUGGAAAGAAGGGCCACAAAGGCCGAGGGAAGCAGUUCAGCAACCCUGAGGAGAUUGAUCGACAGAUGAAAGCCCAGAGAGAGCUGGAGGAAAGUGCUGGUGCAGAGAAAGAAGGCUCUUCAGAGUCAGAGGAGGAGAGCAGCAGCGAAGAGGAGUCUGACUCCAGGAAGAGGAGUGGAGUGGAGGGGCUUAUAGAAAUUGAGAAUCCCAACCGUGUCUCUCAGAAGAGCAAGAAGGUGGCUGAAGUAGACGUCAGUGCUCCCAGAGAGCUGUCUCGCAGAGAGAGAGAGGAGAUAGAGAAGCAGAAAUCAAAGGAACGCUACAUGAAGCUCCAUCUUGAGGGUAAAACUGAGCAGGCCAGAGCUGACCUGGCUAGAUUGGCCAUCAUCAAGAAACAGAGGGAGGAAGCUGCCAAGAAGAGAGAUGAACUCAGGAAAGCAGAAAAAGAAGCGGAAGAAGCCAAAGCAAAGCGCUAGUCGUCCAGCCCAAAGCUUCAACAUCCACUUCAGUCUCAGAGGGAUGGAGGGAGAAGGAGAUCUGGAGGAGAACGGGGAGGGGACCAACAUGAGUGGUGUCAAAUUCAGGACUGCUCCUGAACUCCUGUCCCUUUUUUCAAAUCAGGGGGUGUGGAUCUUCCACGGCAGUGUGGUCAGGACAGGGAAAACGGGUGGAGCAAAGCAAGAUGAAGAGGAAUGCAACAUUUGGGAUGCCUCUGAUCUUCUUUAAAAUUUCUUGAAGGUUCAAGAGGAGACAAUCGCAGGUUUUCCAAGUGCUUCACAGCCUCUUUAUUCUUCCCACCCACCAGGGUUUUAGUUCUAAAGCUGCUAAAAUUAUUUCCAUUCCUUUUGAUUUCUACAUUUUACAAGAUUACCUACUAGAAGUUUACUGGACAGUUAAUACAGUGAGCAUGCAUGAUUUCUUUGGUGCUUUUUUACUCUCAUCUGUUUUGUAAGAAGGCAAAGACAAUUAUUCAAACCAUAAACUAUGUAUAGGAAAUACUGACUAAUUUCUUCUGAGUUUAAAAUGGCAUGCGGCACCACAGCUAUCAGUUCCAUCAACAGUUGGGCAAAUAUGAUGUAUAUGAUCUUCCUCUUUCUCCCCCCACAAUCUGAGCAAAACCAGUUGUCAGUUCAAACGUGUUUCAAGAUGUGUCUUGUAAUCUUUUGCUCGAAGCAUCAGAAAUAGUACUUGAAUUGCCUAAAAUAAACGUUCUUAGGUUGUUGAACAUCAGUGCGGGGAAGUGCAGUCUGGAACCGCCUCACUAACUGUGCUCUUGCCCUGUUUCCGACGAGAUCUUCUGUAGUUCUCUGGGAGAGAUUGUGUCUUCUGUUGCCUUUUUUUUAAAGUUUGCACAAGACCAACUCACUGUCUUUCUCCUGUGAUUAUUGUGCUUCAAUGAACUUACGCAGGGUUAGUUUAUUAGGUACACUUAGAAUCCACAGUAAGACGCCGCUAUGCAUCAGCAACACUAACAACAGUCUCUAAAUUAUCGCUCAACUCCUCGCUCACAGUGCAAACAAGAGCCAAACAAUAUAAAUUUGACAAAAGAAAAAAAAGGAAGGGAGAAGGCUUCACAUGUGUACAUAAUAAAGUAGUAACUCAGUAUAUGGUGGAUUUGGAAUUGCCUUGAUCAGGAAAACAGUAUUCCCUAUAAAAUAGAAGCAGUUCACUGAACAAACUGUUGGAUCCACAAAGUAUAAAACAUGUAGCUAAAUUUUCCAUCAUGUAUUUGAAUUCAGUUUUAAAAAAUAAAGUCAUCAGUAAAUAA